Molecule: messenger RNA, 1682 nt
Organism: Schistocerca nitens (vagrant locust)
Lineage: Eukaryota; Metazoa; Arthropoda; Insecta; Orthoptera; Acrididae
Exons: 2
Coding region: 444-1601 (385 amino acids)
Source: RefSeq, a predicted model, not a curated record
GAGCGGUUACAGCUUGGUUUAAUGUAGUCAUAUAAUGCAGGACAGAAAAAAACUAAUUACUAGUGAUCAGUGGUGUAAAACUAAUCACAAAAACAAACUGGAGAUUUGUGAUACGUUUACUGCAGAAACUGAAGCGCAAUUCUGUAGUCUCGUUGUCUACUUUGACAGAAAAAAAAAAUAAUGGAGAGUUAAUGAAACUACUGUAGAUCGACACAGACGUGCGUUUCAUUGUUCUUCAUUAUUUUUUUCCUUCCUUGGCGGGCUGCGCUGCACCGUCAAGGUAAUCCCUACUCUUUGGCUAAAUGGCUGCUAGUUGCCGAAGGCCAAAUAAAUAAAUUAAAAAAAAUCCCCACCCUUCGACAGCUGACAAGCAAGUCACUAGAAAACGCAGCUGCAGUCAACAGUUGCUCGCCUUUGGCUAGUGUGUGCUGUCGUGUAGAACAAUGUCUUCACUCUUUUAUUGGUAUUGUUUUGACUCUGCAGUUACUCGUCGAGUUUUGAAGUACAGAAGAACUAGGAGGUUAUGGAUUCAUCCCAUAAAUAGCGACAGACAUUUAGGAGAGUUUUUUUCUUUACAUGAAGAACUUAAAAACUAUCCUGAAAAAUUUUAUUCAUAUUACAGAAUGAAUCAUAAUACAUUUCAGUAUGUGCUGCAGAACAUUCAAGACAAAAUUUCGAAACAGAACACAAAUUUUCGCAGAAGUAUAACAGCAGAAGAAAAAUUGUGUAUAACGAUAAGGUAUCUGUCCACUGGCAUCUCCUUUCAUGCACUAGCAUCGUCAUUCCGAUUAGGAGUGUCCACCGUAUCAGUGUUGGUGAAAGACGUUUGUAUGGCCAUAUGGGAGUCACUUGCCCCCAUUCAUUUACCAACGCCAACUGUUUCUCGAUUUAAAGAAAUUGCCAGUGAAAUGCAUACGAGAUGGGGAUUUCCAAACUGUGUUGGAUGUAUAGACGGGAAGCACAUACGUGUCCAAUGUCCUAAACUUUCUGGCAGCAUGUUUUACAAUUACAAACAGUAUUAUUCGAUUGUACUCCAAGCAGUUGCUGAUGCAAAUUACAAAUUUAUAGCUGUGGAUGUUGGUGCCUACGGUAAACAGUCUGAUGCAGGCGUGUUUAAAGAAAGUAUGUUAUAUAAGAAACUUACAAAUGGGGAGCUGUUAUUACCGCCACCAACAAGACUUGAAGGAAUGUGUCAGGAACUACCGUACGUCAUUUUGGGAGAUGAAGCUUACCCCUUAUUAGAGAAUUUGAUGAGACCUUUUCCUCGCAGAAAUUUGGACAACGAGAAGAUUCUAUACAAUGAUAUGCAUUCCAGAGCAAGAAAAGUUGUUGAAUGUGCAUUUGGUAUAAUGACCAAUAAAUGGAGACUACUGAGGAAGGAAAUUGAAACAUCCGUUGACGUAGCUGAUCACAUAGUCAAGUGCAUUUGUCUACUUCAUAAUAUUGUCAUUGACAGAGAAGGAUGCAAUGUUGAAGCUGAAAAGUUUUGUAACAAUGCUGAUAUGCAGACAGCUGGUGCCACAUUCAACAGAAAUUCCACAUUACGUUCGAAAACUGUCAGGAACACUUUUGUUGAAUAUUUCGUUAAAAAUGCAACUUAAAAUAAUUGAAAAACCUCUCAAAUAAAUUUUGGAAUUGAAAUUACUUUGCUAUUUACUGUAUUUUUUUGUAUCUCAUUUCAC